Rhipicephalus sanguineus (brown dog tick) is the source of this 4154-nucleotide messenger RNA. RefSeq lists its product as uncharacterized. Bases 425 to 3808 code for a protein of 1127 amino acids. The transcript has 4 exons. NCBI's taxonomy places the organism in Eukaryota, Metazoa, Arthropoda, Arachnida, Ixodida, Ixodidae. The record is from RefSeq and is a predicted model, not a curated record.
UUACAGAGUUCUGGCGCGAACUGCGCGAACAAUGCCGCUGCUAAAUCUUUUGGCGCACGCUUUACCGAAACCGUGUGCGUUUGUUUUUCGCAACGUACGCUAAGCCAGUAAAGCGAAGGAACCCGAGAAGAGCCUCAAACCUCCUCCAUUCCCUUGAUCGUUUGAAAAACUGCUGCGCACCACGGCAUCUCUUUAUCGGAACCACGAAGUUUCGAAAGGUCAAGGUGGUAGGCCAGCCCGCGCUGUAUACCCCAAAUGCACCUACGGCUGUAGUUUCAGGUGACGUGCUUGGCUCGAAACGCUGCUGUCAUGCCAUCUGCUUCAACAUCUUGAAGAUACGGAAGGGUUCUGGAACAACUGCACUGGCACCUUGUAGAACAGGAGCAGGCAGCAGUUGAGGAGUCAUCUGAUCAGAGCAUCUCAAAUGUAUAUUUGUAACCUUUGUAUGUACUCUGCAUGUGGCAAGGCUCAUCUAGCUAUUCACGCCUACCUUGUACAUGAGGUGCAGCCUGUACCAUGGCAUGAGAACAAUGUUAGUGUUGAGCCGCAGCCUUCCCAUUCUGAGACAAAACGCUUGGUUAGACUGAAGGAGUACAUAUGUGGACUUUGCAAAGAGUACCAUUUUAGGUGCCUCACAACUGCUAUGUUCCGCGAACACCUUGAGCAGAAGCAUUGUGGAUCUACAGCGUACGAUUGCCAUUUGUGUUUGGUUCGAGCUGGCUCCCCAGGUGUACUGUUGGAGCACUACAGAUGUGAUCAUGGCUUUUUUAAAGUGCAUUGUUUGUACUGUGACUUGGGCAGAGAUGACGACUGGUUCAUCAUGCGCCACAUCAUGGAAAAGCACCCUGAUAAGCCAUUUAGGCUGCUGCUUAGAAAUGGAGACACCUCUGCUGUCAUUCAAGAACUGCGAAAGUUGGUAGAGGAAUACCUGUCUAGAAGACCUGUGAAGCCGCCUAUGCCACAUCCAUUCAUGCCUGGGUCAUCGCCAGUUGAUGCAUGUGCUUGGUCUACACGGCCGACUGCAGACAUUGACUGGGAAAACAAUGAUAGAUCGAUGACAAGCUCAGAUCAACUUUGCAUCACAGAGUCUGUGCCCUUGAAGAAAAUGACAGAAAACUCAUGUUGCAAUGAAAAUAAACAGGAAACUGUUGAGAUGACUGUGAAAAAUAUUAAAUUAGAACCUGAGCAUCCAGCUGUGCCCUUACCACAGUCAUUGACGCUCACAUCAUUUAAAAUUGAAGCAUGUUCAACAGAAUUGAGAUCAGAAGCUGUCAAUGAUGCAACAUUGCGAGAAAGAGAAAAAAGUGCAAGAAACAGUACUACAGGUUGCAACAUCAUUGAGAACCAGCACACUGUUCAAAUGGAUGUGGGAGAAGCUGAAAGUGGAGAAUGUCAACUUUCAUCAUCAUUUGGGCAUGCACAAUGCAAAACGAAGCCUGAGAAUGACGAAAUAACAUCUACUACUCAGUGCAAUGUUGAAAUAGAUGUGGGACAUGCUGAGAGUGUAGCAUGUCAGUUUCCAUCAUCAUGUGAGCAUGUACAAAGCGAGACAGAGCUCGAUGACGAACCAACACCUACUAUUGAGCACACCGUUGAAAUGGACAUAGGAUUAGUGGAAACUGGAGAGUGUCAACUUGCAUCAUCAUGUGGGCAUGGACAAAGUGAAACAGAGCCCAAUGAUGAACCAACACCCACUACUCAGCACAGUGUUGAAAUGAAUGUGAGGUUAGUGGAAAGUGAAGAAUGUAGACAUUCAUCAUGUGGGCAUCGACAAAGUGAAACGGAGCCAGAUGACAAACCAACACCCACUGUUGAGCACACUGUUGCAAUGGACAUAGGAUUAGUGCAAACUGGAGAGUGUCAACUUUCGUCAUCAUGUGGGCAUGGACAAAGCGAAACAGAGCCCGAUGAUGAACCAACACCCACUAUUGAGCACACUGUUGAAAUGGAUAUGAGAUUAUUGGAAAGUGGAGAAUGUCAGCAUUCAUCAUGUGGGCAUGCACAAAAUGAAGCAGAGCCUGACAGUGACCGUCCAACACAGACAUCUUUUCCUGGUAGACAGCAAUUUUCUUGCAACAUAGAAAACUGUGCCAUGGAAUUCUGUGACGUGUUUGACUUUAUGAACCAUCUUGCCGAAUGUCAUCCCCCACAAUCACUGCUUCACUGUCCAAAGUGUGGCAUUGUUGUUUCUCCUGUAGAUCUUCUUGCACACAUUGUUGAGCGGCACAGCGGGGUCAUGUUUUGUCCUUAUGGUGAUUGCUCAUUUGGAAGCCAAAAUCAGUCGGAUGUUGAUGACCACAUAAUUCAAACCCAUCAAAUCUACCAGGAGGCUGACCAAGUUGUAGCAACUACUGAAGCUGUGCUUUGUGCUCCAGAUAUUUCACCCUCUGCAAGUUGUGCAGAAGAGGGUUGUGACGACACUGUUGAUAUUGGCAAUGUAUUGUGCUAUGAAAAUGAUGAAGCUGAUGAACACUGUGAUGUAGGUCAAACAGAAACUGCAGAAGGUCUCACUGCAAAAUAUCUUUGUGGUACAUGUUCUACACAGUGGGAAACAACGCUUUCCUACAUUCAUCACAUGACUACUGUACACUCUGUGCUAUUCUUCUGUGGACAUUGCUUGAAAUCGUACAAGAGGUCAAGGAGUCUGCUCAUGCACGCUGGUUAUCAUCAUCUAGGGCAGCCAUUCUCUGUGUGGCAAUUUGAGGAUGGAAAAAUAGUUGAUGUUGGCAAGCUCGUUGCACCAUCAUGGGUUCAUGAAGCUCAGUGUUAUCUUAAGCUUGCCAGUCGUUCAAGGCUUCAAGCGAAAGGUAAAACCAUGAUAAAAAAUCUGAAAAUUGCGAUUGAGUAUGUAACUUCUACCGCACUUGCCAAUGAAGUGGAGCAACCACUACCCAACACCAUAUCCUCUCAUAUAGAUGAUCAAAGAAGUACAUGUACAACUCCAAAGACUCCAACAUGGUGUACAGAGCCUAUGGCCGACAGUUUGCAUACAAGAGUCUCUGGUAGCCCACCUCUUCAAGACAAGGCUUUGCAUGAAUCUCAGUCAGCAUUGGAUGACCUCAGUGACAAUGGCACUGAUAGAUCCUCAGAGGAAUCCAGCCAUUCUGAAGUUAUGCCUUGUGCGUUGAAUGACUUUGACAUCAAGCCGUCUCCACUACAGCUUCUAGAAUGCUUAUCUAUGAGAACACCCUUCUGCACAAAGCCUCAGUGGAGCAUGAAUGGUAAAGUUCACAUGACAAUACUUUCGUCGGCAUACAUUGAUGCUUCCUCUUGCAAAAAAGUUAAUGGAAGCAUUGCAAUUGAGGAAGAAGUUCUCCGGAAGCUGUCUAGUCUGAACACCAUGCAUGUACACAAGAAAAGUGCAAGUAACGGGCCCACUUCCUUGCUGUCUGGAGUGCGUGUAGGGUCACAUUUGUGCUCUGUAUGCCUUAUCUCUUUUGGCACUUUUGAAGAACUUUGCAAGCACUUUGCGAAAAUCCAUGAGAAAGCUCCCCGGGACAUUGACAGUGCUAGCACUUUGACAGGUUUACAAGGUAACUGGAAAGUGCAAGAGUCCAUCUCGAACACCAUCAGAAAUGUCAAGCCUUGUCCCGGUGGUCAUGUACAAUUUGAACACUCAAAAAGUAAUGUGGGGUUGCAUUUGAAGCAGAUCAAAUCGAAGUGUUUUAAAGCUUCAGCCAUCACUGACAACCUUUUUGUCCUACUGGAUGGUGCACGAGUGCCAUACAGCCACCUUGCAAGCAUCACAAAUUUGAACCCUGUUGUUCGAUUGGUCAGGCUGCCAGUCAUAAAGCAAGAACUGCCAUGAACUGCUGUUGUAUUUGGAUAGUUUUAUGUCAUGUCUUGAACUUAGAACUCAUUUCCUGUUCAUGUUUGUGAAGUUUUGGUGUAUCAUUCAUUUUUUUUAUAAUGCGAGGCUGGUGAUCUAAACAGUAGAUUUUAUAUUCAGAGUCUUGCAGAUCGAUACAUACGUUCUAUUUAUAUAUCAUAGUUAUUUUGAUACUACCUUUCUUGGAAAACAGAAUUUUAACCAAAGUUCUGUGGAUAUAAUUUGCAUAGAUUUGCUUUGUUUUCACAAAGCAUGGAGCUUUGUUGUGUUGCGUGGCAACAAAUGUUUUCAUUAAUUAUUCAUGCAUCUGUAACUAAAUAAAUUG